CAUUUUUCAAAAAUGACUAAGGGCUUGUUUGAUUCGACGAAAUGGCCAUUCCAUUUCGCCCUUAUUCCACGCGCUACAGUGACACAUUUGUUUGGUUGAAAAUGACCACCGAAUCACUAUUCCAUGCGGGCUCUAUUACGCGUAAACGCUGUAUUACCAUUGAGCCUCUCGUAAUAGCUUUUCUUUUUAUUUCAGAUGAAAAUCUCCUCCCACUUCCACUUAUCAUUCAGACAAAAAUCUUCUUGGGUUUUCCAUAAAAUGCAUAGAAUACUCUCUGUUUUUGGAUUUUGAGUGUGGCAGAUUUCUGUGUGGUGGAAAAUAUGGAGAAAUCAAUGUCGAAGGCGGAGCUUUCCAAAGAAAUACACACGUCUCCACCGUGUAUCCCAGCGAUUGUGGAAACAGCAAGGCUCCAAUCAAUUAUCAGUGAUUACAAUCUUAGAGAAGACUGCUCUGUGUUUGAAAACUUGUUUGAAUUUUGUCAAAUUUAUGCUGGUGGGACAAUAGAUGCUGCAAGAAGAUUAAACAAUCAGUUAUGUGAUAUUGCUAUAAAUUGGGCUGGUGGUUUACAUCAUGCCAAGAAGUUCUCUAAUCAACUUGUUGAAAUUCUAUUAUGGCAGGGUUGGUUAUCUGAAGGAUGUUAUUUUGGCAAGGGUAUUAGAAGAGGCCACAGCUGCCAGUCUCAAUUUUAUAAUUCAUUCAAACAAUACUAUUGUUAUUUCUAUAUUGAAGGAUGAUAGCACCUUCAUUCAGGAAUUGUUCACUAGGUUGAGACCACCCACCACAUCUGCUGAAUCAAAGAAAAAUUUGGUUUCUCAACUUCCUAAUAAAAAAGAGACAGUAUAUGGAGCAUUGGACAAAUGGGUAGCUUGGGAGACUGAGUUUCCAUUGAUCGCAACUGCAAAAGCUUUACAAAUUUUCAAGAAGAGGAGCCAAUGGUUGCAUGUUAUUCAAGUAUAUUCAGUCUAUUGGUAUUCUUGCUUUGUAUUUUCCAGCUUCUAAAAUACAUUCAUUGAUGCAAGGAAGCUUUAUAUGUUCAAUAAUUUUCCAUUAAUAUAUAUUAUAUUAAAAUAGUGUUGUAUUAUCAUAUUUGAUUCUAUAGAAUACUCUCUGUCAGUAUUUUAAAGGAACCUUAAUGCUAUUCUUUUGAAUAGAUACUUUCAAUCAAUAUUCUUUAUGAA
Messenger RNA from Gossypium arboreum, 1178 nucleotides. RefSeq lists its product as uncharacterized. The record is from RefSeq and is a predicted model, not a curated record. Gene Ontology annotation, cellular component: protein phosphatase 4 complex; nucleoplasm. NCBI's taxonomy places the organism in Eukaryota, Viridiplantae, Streptophyta, Magnoliopsida, Malvales, Malvaceae. The transcript is spliced from 7 exons. Gene Ontology annotation, molecular function: protein phosphatase activator activity; histone deacetylase activity. The coding region runs from base 321 to 734 and encodes 137 amino acids. Gene Ontology annotation, biological process: protein dephosphorylation.